GUAUUGCUAGUCUAAUAGCUUUUAGAAUGAUUUUGUGGGCUCGUUGGAUGAAUAAAUUAUUAGAAGUAAAAGAGAAUUUAGAUAAUGAAGGAUUGUCUAGAGCACAUUUAAAUAAAGUUUGGAUAAAUAGGAGAUUGUUUUUACAAAGCAAAUUUGAUGAAUUAUUUGUGAUGGAUAUUUCAAGUUUGGAGCAGAAAGAGAAGGAGAUGGCGCUGAUGCAGGUGUUUUUAAACGAAGAUUUGGAAGGGGGAUCUUUAGAAGAGGAUCUAUGUAAUCUUAUCAUUUUGUAUCAUAGUUAA
Molecule: messenger RNA, 299 nt
Organism: Meloidogyne enterolobii
Lineage: Eukaryota; Metazoa; Nematoda; Chromadorea; Rhabditida; Meloidogynidae
Source: the annotation of a GenBank genome assembly